This is a messenger RNA of Ylistrum balloti, 941 nucleotides long. RefSeq names its product probable inactive peptidyl-prolyl cis-trans isomerase-like 6. The transcript is spliced from 8 exons. The coding region runs from base 1 to 894 and encodes 297 amino acids. Gene Ontology annotation, molecular function: peptidyl-prolyl cis-trans isomerase activity. Gene Ontology annotation, biological process: protein peptidyl-prolyl isomerization. NCBI's taxonomy places the organism in Eukaryota, Metazoa, Mollusca, Bivalvia, Pectinida, Pectinidae. The record is from RefSeq and is a predicted model, not a curated record.
AUGGCGGCUCCAGAGCAAAAAGUGGAGAUCUACGGUUUACUGAACGAUGUUACAUAUCAGAGAGCUCGAUACUGUCUUGAGGAUCUUGUCAGCAAAUAUGGUUGUGAUAUAUUUGUUGACCCUGUCAUAAAUGGCAUGCUGGAGUUUGAAUGGGAUCUGUUCAUUGAUGCAAAGAGAAAGGAAUUGCGAGGAGAAACAUGGACAUUUGAGGAUAAAGCCAUUUGCUUUGUGAAUGGAGAGCUGUUAGGAGGUCCAGAAAAAUUCAUUGACUGGGCAGAGGAAAAUUUUGGGUUUGAAGAAUUUCGACCAUUGCCUUUGUACUCAACACUUACAGAGGAGUCUUAUAAAAAUCAUCUAAACUCUAACAAUCAUGAAUAUGUUUUCAUGGACAUAUCAAUAGGAGAGAAGGCGGUGGGUCGUCUGGUGAUAGAGUUGUUUACAGACAUAGUUCCUAGAACAUGCGAAAACUUCAAAGCACUUUGUACGGGAGAAAAAGGAGUAUCCCCUGAUAGCGACUACAAACUACACUAUCAAAACUCACUGUUUCACAGAAUAGUCCGCAAUGGCUGGAUACAGGGUGGAGAUAUAUACCACAGUCGAGGUAACGGUGGGGAAUCUAUCUAUGGACCAGUGUUUGAAGAUGAGAAUUUCGCAGUGUCACAUUCCAAGAGAGGUAUGCUUGGGAUGGCCAGCAGAGGGCGCCACACCAAUGGAUCACAAUUCUACAUAACAUUGCAACCAACAAAGUGGAUGGACACCAAAUAUGUAGCAUUUGGACAAAUCAUCGAGGGGACAGAAACAUUAAGGGAGAUGGAGGGACAGGAAACAAUGAAUGAGCGACCAAACACAGACAUUAAGGUGACCAACUGUGGUUUGUGUACUUACGAAUUCUAGGCAGCAUUACAACUGGGCAAGGUGAAAAAGACAUCUGAAAAAAAGAA